CCCCAUUUUCUGAAUCUUGAGAGCGGAGAAUAGAGUUGGCUUGUUCAGUUCUCUGGAAAAUGGGUUCUCUAGUAAAACUUAUAGACCCCAUUCUCAUGUUCUUCUGGGUGAUAUUGCUUAUUGUGGUUCCUUUUCUGGAUACUCAAAUCUUCAUACCUGUCAAGUACUACCCCCGUUUCCUCAUCCAACUCAACGAGUGGCUCGUCCGUGAAAGUGGCCACUAUCUCAUGAUAGAGAAGCCCUAUUUCUUCAUGGGAAUCGUCUUCCAUGACUUCGCCUACCAAACGCCACUCGUUAUUUGCAAUUUUUACGGCUUGUUGACUUCCAAGCCCUGGCUCAGGACCACUCUCUUGAUCUACGGCGGCUCUCUGACUGCUUCCUUGGUUCCGACAUUAACAGAAAUGGUGGGUUCCGGAAAAGCACCUGCUCAGCUGCUCAUGUCGUACGGCCCUUUCUAUGCUCUGGGAUUCUUGGCAACUCUCCGAGGUUUGCUUACCCCUCACGACCUUGGGAAGAGCCCUCAAAUGUCCGCCAACGCCAAGAAGCAUGCUUGAAGUCAUUCUACUGUCCUUCUUCAUGGUAGAUUUGGAAAUGAUGAACGCUGUGAUCUGAACCAUAAUUCGGAGACUGUCAACUAUUUUAUCUCAGGGCAGCUGUUUUAUCGUAAUUAUGAACUUUUUAGCAUAUUUUGUAAUUGUAUUUUAGAAUGUUCUGCUUUAAAUUCUUAAGGUUAGAGUGGAGAUUAUAUCUAAACCCCAUCUCAUUUUGUAGGCUUUGAGAAUUAAAAUAAAUUCACUGUUAAGUUUAUCUCUUUUAGAGAGUAUUCUUUCUUUGCUCUCUAUCCCUCUUC
This is a messenger RNA of Neltuma alba, 850 nucleotides long. RefSeq lists its product as uncharacterized. The transcript has 2 exons. Lineage: Eukaryota; Viridiplantae; Streptophyta; Magnoliopsida; Fabales; Fabaceae. Gene Ontology annotation, cellular component: endoplasmic reticulum. The record is from RefSeq and is a predicted model, not a curated record. The coding region runs from base 60 to 554 and encodes 164 amino acids.